CUGGAAGAAUGGUUUUGGAAGCAACUGACCGAUAUCGAUUCAGACCUCGAUUUUGCUGUUAAUGGUUCUAACCCAUAUUCAUUGGAUGAUAAGAUCAAGCGCCAGUAUCAAGAUAGAAAAAAAGCAUAUCAGAAACGACAAAAAGAAAUCAAAGAACGCUUAGAGGUCACUAAGUAUGUAAUCCAUGACCUGGAAUCAAAUGGAAUUCCUCCUGGAAUUUCUUUCCAAAACCACAUAAGAGAUCUACAAAAGAAAAUGCUCAGUUUAGAUUCUUCUCAGCUGUCCAGUCAUUCCAAAAUUUCUGCCACAAAGAAUGAUGGUGAUUUAUAUUUAUUUUGA
Molecule: messenger RNA, 339 nt
Organism: Protopolystoma xenopodis
Lineage: Eukaryota; Metazoa; Platyhelminthes; Monogenea; Polystomatidea; Polystomatidae
Source: the annotation of a GenBank genome assembly